Cyprinodon variegatus (sheepshead minnow) is the source of this 885-nucleotide messenger RNA. RefSeq lists its product as uncharacterized. The coding region runs from base 30 to 785 and encodes 251 amino acids. The record is from RefSeq and is a predicted model, not a curated record. Lineage: Eukaryota; Metazoa; Chordata; Actinopteri; Cyprinodontiformes; Cyprinodontidae. The transcript has 5 exons.
UUGAGCGGCGAAGAAAAUAACUUAAAAUAAUGUCAGGUAUUAACCUCCCACCGCUGUGGCUUUCUCCAAACUGGACCGGAGUGGGAAUCCACUGGAAAUCGGGAUCUCCGCGGCGUUUCCCCGCAAACCAAGCUCUGCUUCCACCGCCUGCUGUCCCACUGACUGUCAGUGGAGAGAAGGAGGAGGUGGGGAAGCCACAGGGGCCCCGCCUGGGCCAGGUGGACCCCCGGAUGGCAUCCCUGCAGAGGAACAUCCAAUUCCUGCAGGAACAACACAAGGAAACUCUGGAGAAGCUCCACGCAGAAAUAGAAUACCUCAGAAAGGAGAAUAACGAACUGAAGUAUAAAAUGAUUAUGGAGUCGCACCAGACUAGCAGAAAAGGAAGAAUGCACAGCUUUCAAGAUGCAACACCUAAAACCCAAGGCAGAGUGGCCCACACAGAAGAGGAACCAUUGGAGAAGACAUCAGCACUACUGCAAGACCAAGCUUUAAGAGAAUGUGGCGAUGUUCCACUGUCAGUACGGCAAAUCAAUGGCACAGGCAUCACUAGGCGGAUUACCUCCUUACAGCCUCUAAGAGUCCGCAGCAAUCCAUCCCGUCCACCACACCCCCCCACCCUGCAGGAGUGUGAGAUCAUCAUCCAGCAGAUGUUCAAAUCCAACAAUUUACAGAGUCAGGAGAUUGCGCGUCUGAAGGCAUUGCUUAGAGAUUUUGUCCUGAGCAAGAAAAUCCCCCCAGAAAACCAUAUGUCAAGCAAAGCCUACCUUAUUGAUAAACCACGGUAAGGUGAUGCUAACAUGUUUAUAGAUCAUACAAUCAGGUUUGCAAAUACGUUCAACCUGCUGUUGAUGUGGCUUUUCCUGUAUGUUGCAGGAAGGCUGUAGA